Molecule: messenger RNA, 442 nt
Organism: Drosophila teissieri
Lineage: Eukaryota; Metazoa; Arthropoda; Insecta; Diptera; Drosophilidae
Exons: 2
Coding region: 119-370 (83 amino acids)
Source: RefSeq, a predicted model, not a curated record
UAGUAGGCCAGUAAAAUAUUUUCACUGCGUUCAAAGCAGUGCUUAAAUAGCAAACACAGCUGGAAAAAAAGUAAAAGUAAAAGUCAAGUAAAAUCCAAUAAUAUAGCUUUAAAUCAAGAUGACCUCCGAAGAAGACGAGGUUUUCACGGAGGAGGAGACUGAUGAGGCCAUGUUCUUCAUCCGGGAGCACGACCUGCCCAUGUCGGAGCUGCACUACGCCCUCAGGUAUGUCCGCAUCCUGCACGGAAGCCGAUCCCAGAGCGAUCAGACUAUGGGCAUCCAGGUGCCCCAGCCUCCCGUCGCUGAGGUGGCACCACCGCCAUUCGACUGGGAGAACAAGGAGAACCAACCGGUGGCCCGGGACUCGUAAUUGCUUUGAAUGUUUUAUAAUAUUUCAUUUGAAAUGGGGACUCAAAAGAAUAAAUUCUUAAAAGGCAUUUUA